Bactrocera latifrons is the source of this 1012-nucleotide messenger RNA. RefSeq lists its product as uncharacterized. Gene Ontology annotation, cellular component: extracellular region. Gene Ontology annotation, molecular function: chitin binding. NCBI's taxonomy places the organism in Eukaryota, Metazoa, Arthropoda, Insecta, Diptera, Tephritidae. The coding region runs from base 93 to 854 and encodes 253 amino acids. The transcript has 5 exons. The record is from RefSeq and is a predicted model, not a curated record.
AGUGUGAAUUAAAACGACGCACCGUGUUUGUUCUUAAACUAGAAAUUUGAUAUACGAGAAAAGUUAUUAAAAGUCGAAUUUUAUAUACGAAAAUGUUUGGAAAAAUAGUAACAACUUGUUUGUCUUUGGUGUUGGCGUCAACAUUAGUCUCGAGUCAAUCGCAAUGUGGCGUCUGUAUGGAUAAUUUCGCACUAUGCGUAAAUGAGACCACCUACCAAAUGUGCUCUGAAGCGACAACAAUGGCACCGUCUGAUGAAGAAAUCUACACUUGCCCAGACAAUAAAUACUGCACGGAUUCGAUAAAUAUAUGUGAGCAGUACCCGGAUGGUGUCAAUAUUAAAGCGGUUUGUGCAGGUCAGGAAGAUUCUACAGCAUGUAGCAGCACAUGUUCUGACAAGACAAAUGGACAGCUCAUUUGCUUAAGUACAACGCAAUUCGGUAUAUGUAGAGGUACAACAACGUUGGUACCUACCAAUCCCCUCGCUUGUCCGACAGAUCAAGUAUGUAGUGAGGAAUUGGUUUCUGAAUUAAAUUUGAAAAAAGUAUGUGCGCCGCAAGCUGUGCUUGAUUAUUUUGAAUUUAAGUCCACAUGUUCAAAUGAAAAUGCGGUAACCCAAGCCACCACUACAGCAUCAACAUCACCAACUACACCAGUGAAUGCAUUGGGUUUAUGCGAAAGCUCGGGCAAAACCGGAUCUUAUUUCCAAAUACAAAAUCCAGACAAUUGCCAAUCAUAUAUAUAUUGUCAACGUGAUGCCUCCUCCUACAUAUCAAUGGUUCUGCAGUGUAAGGCCGGUUUGUUCUACAGCGUAGCGCAGAAUAGAUGCAUUAGUGGUGUACAGUGUCCACAAUGAUUGAUCGAUAAGAUGAUUAUGAAGUGAGCAAGCUUGAAGAAUACAAAUUUGAUUUUUUUAGCGAUAAAUUUUUUUAGUAAACACUUUUAAUAAAUAGCUUGUGCACUCAUACAUGAUAUGUACUAAUAUACAAAUAAAGCUUUAUGGAAAAAGUGCAA